Molecule: messenger RNA, 369 nt
Organism: Monosiga brevicollis MX1
Lineage: Eukaryota; Choanoflagellata; Craspedida; Salpingoecidae
Exons: 3
Coding region: 1-369 (122 amino acids)
Source: RefSeq, a predicted model, not a curated record
AUGGCCCUUCUCAUUUCCCUUUCCUUGCCCCGCUGUGCUACCCUGUUUCAGGCGCCGAGCGACGUGGCGCGGAUCGUGGCUCUAGCACGCAACGCCACUGCCACCGAGUCAGGCCAAUCGUCAGCCCUGUGCGUCGGCUGCGUGCUGCGGGAGCCCAUCAGCCCCGAUGAACAAAGUCGGCUGCAGGUGCUGCGACGCUUUAUGGGUCCCAUAUUGCGCUUACACACAUCGACGCGUGAUCCGCCAAACCGUUUACAAGGCCAUCUGGUCCUGGCUGCGCAACCCUGGAUCCAAAACUAUGACGAGCACCAAACCGAGGUUGUCCUGGACAUGGGCCCAGACGACUGGCAAUUGCUCCACGCGGAGUGA